UCGAACUCUAAAGAAAGGCGUCUCUUUUAUCUUUUCAGGGAGGUGAAACAAAAACACGAAGGCGUCUCUUUGAUCGAUCGAUUGCUUCUCAUGCAAGAAUUAUCACCGUCCGUUGCAUCCUCUGGCGACUGGAGGUCUCAGAUCUCAAGCGGGUCCAGGCAACGGAUCGUCAACAAGAUAAUGGAUACUUCAAAGAAGUAUUUGCCGAUAGCUAAUACUGAGGACUCAGAAGAACUAAGGAACAUUGCUAUCCGAUUCGAGGAGAAAAUAUAUACCGAUGCUAUUGAUCAGACGGAUUAUCUGCGAAAAAUUUCUAUGAAAAUGCUGUCUAUGGAGACAAAGGCUCAGCAAUCAGCUCCAAUUAAUCCCUCAAUACCAAAUGCUGGUGCUGGGAAUCAGAGUCUUGCAGAUCCAGGUUCACUUGGCAUACAGUUGCAGAUCAAGAACCCUGGGCAACCAUUACCCGUCUCUAAUCUAUCAGUUUUACCCCAGAACCACCAAAACAACAGUUCUGGUUCUUUGGAAGGUUCUUCUGGCGUAGCUCUUGCAUUGGCGUCCAUCUCGGAACUCAGUCAGUCCAACAAAUCUGGUGUUACCCAAGCAUCAAUCUUGCACAAGAUGACUGGCACAUCACAAAGCUCUGUAAAUUAUGCUAUAGGAAAAGCAAAACACACUGAGAUUUAUGCUGAGGAACAGAAACAGAUGCAAGGAAGCCAGAAACAGCAACAACAAUCGCAGAAUCCACUUAUUUCCCAGCAUCAGAUCCACCAGCAGUUUCUGAACGGAAAGAAUCAUUCUUCACUCUUGCGGCAGCAACAACAGCAGCCAGAAGGACUGACAAAGCAAUCUCUCUUACCACCAAAUCUGCUGGAGUCUUCUCAAAUGCAAAUACCAUUUAAUCUUCAAUCAAACCAGUCUAAAAAUCAGCAGGCCCAAGGAACAAGUGCGCAGUUGGAUCUACAACCUGGGUGUCAACAGAAUCACCUUAAUCAAAUCCAACAGUCAGUUGCCAGACAAUGGCACUCUCAUCCUUCACAUCAACAGGAACCUUCUUUCCAGCAACAGUCAAAAUCCAUCUCUCAGAACUCAACAUUAUCACAGCAGCAACGAAUUAUGGAUCAGCAAAGAAAUAUGUCAAAUAAUGUUGCAGACAUUCAGCAGAAGCAACAUAGAUUGCCUGUCCAGCAAAAUUGUCUUUCAAGCAUGCAACAGUCGAAGCAGAUGAUACAGCAAAGCAUGGUUUUAGAACCGCAGCAGCAACAUCAGUUAGGUUCUCAAACUAACAUGUCAGGUCUGCAGCAGCCUGCAGCAGCCGCAUCAGGUACUUGGACCGAGUCCCAGAAUCUCAAAUAUGCAGCCACAUCAGCGGGCAAUGCUUAUGCAAAAGAGCGCAGAGCAGCAGCAGCAGCAGCAGCAGCAGCAGAAACAGCAAACACCACAUUCGUCUUCGACAUUAUUGCAGUCACAAGUUCAACAAUCUCAGCAUCAAUCAUCGCACCAGCAACUCAUGUCCCGGUUUCACCUCAGCCUUCACAAUUGCAACAACAAUCAAGUUCCUUACAACGGGAGACACAACAAAGACUUCAAGGUUCAGGUCGUCUAAUUCGUGUUCAAAAUGCAACGGAGCAGAAGUCACUCGUUCAGACACAUAAAGGGCUUGCAGACGUUUCAUCUAACACAUCAGUGGAUUCAACAACUCAACCAGGAAAUGCUGGUGCUGUUGACUGGCAAGAGGAGUGCUAUCAGAAGGUGAAAUCUAUGAGGGAGCAGUACUACACAGAACUCCUUGAGUUGUAUAAAAGGAUUGUUCUUAAGUUUCAGCAGCAUGAAGCACUUAUACCACAAGGCAAGCAGACGGAACAGCAUGAAAAGCUCAAGAACUUCAAGAUUAUGUUAGAGCAUAGGCUAGCACUUAUGCGGGUUUCUAAACAUGACAUUUCAGUUGGUCUUAAAGAGAAACUUCCUAUAUAUGAGAGGCAAAUAGUAAAUUUAAUCACUUCAUGCAAAAACCAUUCUUCACAAGUACAGGGACAACGACAAUUUCAACAUUCGAAUGUUGGGAAUGCUCACUUGAUACCAGAGCAACAACAAUCUCAGUCUUCUCAGAUGCCUCAAGGUUCUGGAGCUUUAUUGCAAAUGUCUACUACACCUAAUGUGCAACAUGUAUCCAGGCCUUUAUCCACAGAACACCAGAAUAUAUUAAAUAUUUUGAGGCCUGUUUCUAAUAGUAUUGCAGCCCAAGGGAGAUCUUUUAAUUCAAAAAAUGCAAUUGGCUCUGAACUGAUGCAGCAGCAACAGAGACAUUCUUUAUUACAAAAGCGACAGCCUUUGCAGCAAGAUUUGCACCAGCAACAACAGAAGCAGGCACAGUUGCCUAUCCCCCGAUUCCAGCAGCUACAUUCAAUGAAUGAACUCAGGCAACUGAAGGUGAAACAAGGGUCAGACAUCAAAUCAAGACUCAAUGAGUACUCAGCUGGCCAGCACCACAGUUACUACUAUAAUCAGCUGAAGCCAAGAGCUUCUUAUUCAAUUUCAUCUCCUCCAAUUCUUCCACCUUUGUUGCCUCAAAUUUCUAACCAUUCUUCACCUCAUAUUGACCAGAAUGGUCAAUUGUCAUCCAUUCCAAAAGUUAAAGGUUCUCCACUAUCUGCAAACUCACCUUUAAGUGUUACUCCUUCCACUCCCUUUGCCCCCUUGCCCACACCAGUUGAUUCUGAGAAACAACAAUCUGCUAUUUCAUCAGCUGCUCAUCAGCAAACACCUGCUUCACCACUUCAGCCACAUUCACUUAUUAUUAGCACUCCUGGAAUUUCAGCAUCACCUUUGCUAGCAGAAUGCACCAGUCAAGAUGAGAACCAGCCUGAUGUACCAACAUCAAGAACAAAUGCGACAAAACAGCCUGUAGAUCGCUUAAUUAAAGUGGUACAAUCACUAACACCAGAGGCUCUGAACUCAUCCGUUAAUGAUAUUGAAUAUGUUGUUAGUAUGAUUGAUCGGAUAGCUGGUUCAGCACCUGGCAAUGGUUCGAGAGCUGCUGCUGGUGAAAAUUUGGUUGGAAUGGCAAAGUGUCAUCUUCUAGCAAGAAACUUUAUGUCUCAAGAUGGUAGUGCUACUAGAAAGAAAUUGAAGCGCCACACUAUUGCAUUGCCUUUAUAUGAUGUUUUUUCACCUGAAAGCAAUGAUGAUAGCUUUAAGCAAUUGCAUGGUUUUGAAUCAUCACAGCUAGAGUCUACUGCAACAUCCUGUGUUAAGAGGCACAAACAUGAGGUUAAUGAGGGAUUACUGGAAGAGAUAUGGAAGAUAAAUCAAAAGCUGAUUGAUACGGUGGUUGAUGUUAGUGAAAACAAUGAGGGCGAAGAAGGAAUAGUGGUUAAAUUUACUUACACCGCUAUUGCCCUCAGUUCAGGCUUGAAAGCACAGUUUGCAUGUACACGGACGUCCCCCAUGAUGACUUUGAGAUUAGAGGUUCCUGCCAAUUAUCCAGCAUGCUCUCCUGUACUUCUAAACAAGCUUCCAGGUUACCCCAGUAAGGACUUAGAAGAUCUUUCAAUCAAGGCAAAGUCAAAGUUCAGUAUCUCUCUCCGGCACUUGGCACAACCAAUGUCACUUGGAGAGAUGGCAAAAGCUUGGGAUAUAUGUGCUCGGGAAGUCAUCUUAGAAUAUGCUCAAAGAACUGGAGGAGGAAGCUUUAGUUCGACUCAUGGUUCAUGGGAAAAUUGCAUUGCUGCUUGAUCCCCGUGAAGGAAGGAUUUUCCUAUUGAUGUGAAAGAGGUGGAUUUAGAUGAUCCGGUUCCUUAAUUAAUCACCAUAUAUAUAUACACACACACACAUACCAAAACCAUGUUAAUACAAAGUUAUUUUCUGAACGGAAGUACAUUAAUUAGAACAGUAGUAUCUCAGGUUGUAUGUAAGCAAGCCAGUCUGUUGUUCACUGGUACAGACUUUGCUGCUGUGUGAUGUGGAUGAUGUAUUUACUUGUAGUUGCUAUUUAUCUAUCAUCAAUAUCAUAAUUUAUUUCCUUUUUUUA
This is a messenger RNA of Asparagus officinalis (garden asparagus), 4027 nucleotides long. Its product is annotated as mediator of RNA polymerase II transcription subunit 15a-like. Lineage: Eukaryota; Viridiplantae; Streptophyta; Magnoliopsida; Asparagales; Asparagaceae. Gene Ontology annotation, molecular function: chromatin DNA binding; transcription coactivator activity. The record is from RefSeq and is a predicted model, not a curated record. Gene Ontology annotation, biological process: regulation of DNA-templated transcription.